Molecule: messenger RNA, 1416 nt
Organism: Gopherus flavomarginatus (Mexican gopher tortoise)
Lineage: Eukaryota; Metazoa; Chordata; Testudines; Testudinidae
Product: olfactomedin-4-like
Exons: 5
Coding region: 1-1416 (471 amino acids)
Biological process (GO): signal transduction
Source: RefSeq, a predicted model, not a curated record
AUGAAGUGUGCAAACUUGGCUGUGCUGCUGGUGUUUCUACAAAAUGCCAUUGCAUUGAAUGCAGCCAGCACCAUGCUCCAGAAUGUGCCAUUUGCCAAUGUAACUGGCUCUUUGAAUGACCAUGGAGUGUGCCAAUGCUCAGUGUACCUGCCAGACCCAGUGUUUCCUGUGCAGAAGGUCGAGAUGCUGGAAAUCACAGCCCAAGUGCUUUCUGAGAAAUUUGACAGAGAGCUUACUAAAGUUAGCCAAUAUACUAAAGCAAUUGAAAUGUACGAACAAAAAAUCCAAAACCUAACGAUCAAGGUGGAACAUAUGGAGUCGACCAGUGUUUCUUACAUGGAGUUGGACUUUCAGUUACUGAAACUAGAAAUCAGUGAAAUGGAGAGACUGGUCACUCAGCUGAAAUCCACACUUGUUGGAAGCAAUGUGAUUGUUGAACAACUGUACCUGGAGAUCAAGAAUCUGACUCUCAUGGUAAAUGAUCUGGAAUCAUUAGAUAAAAACAAUAUCCUUGCAAUCCAUCGAGAGAUUGUGGCUCUCCAGAAUAGAUUGAAGGAAUGUGAAAAACACAGAAAUCAAACCAUAAUACCCUCCUAUUUCCCGCCAGGCAGCUGUGGUCAUGGUGGAAUUGUGAAUAUCAGCCAGCCUUAUGUUGUACAGCUGAACUGGAGAGGAUUUUCCUUCAAAUAUGGUUCCUGGGGUAGGGAUUACUCUCUUCGUACUCCGCAGAAGGACCUAUACUGGAUUGCACCUUUGAAUACAGAUGGGAGACACUUAGAAUAUUACAGACUUCAUAAUUCCUAUGAUGAUUUGCUGCUAUUAAAAAAUGCUAGAGAGUUAAAAAUUCCAUAUGGGUAUGGGGAAGGCAGUGGCACCACAGUUUACAAUAACUUCAUGUAUUACAAUAUAUAUAAUUCAAGAGAGAUAGGCAAGCUCGAUUUAAACACAAACACAUUGGCUGUGAGGAAAACUCUGCCGAAUGCUGCUUAUGGUAACCGUUUCUCUUAUGCUGGUGUUGGGUGGCAGGAUAUGGACUUUGCUGUGGAUGAAAGUGGAUUGUGGGUAAUUUAUUCAACCGAGGACAGCACAGGUAAUGUUAUGAUUAGCAAACUCAAUGAGACCACACUUGAUGUGCUCCAUACUUGGAAUACAAGGCAGUACAAGCCAUCCAUUUCCAAUGCUUUCAUCAUAUGUGGUGUUCUAUAUGCCACAAGACCUGUCAACACGAGGAAAGAGGAAAUAUUUUACACAUACGACACAAACACUGAACAGGAAGGUAAAAUUAGCAUAAUUAUGGAUAAAAUGUUAGAAACAAUUCAAAGUAUCAACUAUAACCCCUCAGACCAAGUCCUGUAUGUUUACAAUGAUGGCUACCUUGUUAAAUACAAUCUUAUUUUUCAACCUGUGUUGCAUUGA